Podarcis raffonei (Aeolian wall lizard) is the source of this 3804-nucleotide messenger RNA. RefSeq names its product solute carrier family 28 member 3 (gene SLC28A3). NCBI's taxonomy places the organism in Eukaryota, Metazoa, Chordata, Lepidosauria, Squamata, Lacertidae. The coding region runs from base 185 to 2236 and encodes 683 amino acids. Gene Ontology annotation, biological process: purine nucleoside transmembrane transport; pyrimidine nucleoside transport. The record is from RefSeq and is a predicted model, not a curated record. Gene Ontology annotation, cellular component: membrane. The transcript is spliced from 18 exons. Gene Ontology annotation, molecular function: purine-specific nucleoside:sodium symporter activity; pyrimidine- and adenosine-specific:sodium symporter activity.
UUCAGCAUAAGAAGCCUGGGAGUGGCUACAGUCAGGUAAACUUCUAGUAGUAAGAAGAGCUCCUGUACACACAGCUUAACUUGAUAUGGUUGGUGGCUGCAUAGGACCACAGCCACAGCUUUGAGAAGUUUUUCUUUUUAAAAAAAAAAGCAACAACAACAGCCUUGCUCUACCUGAAGAAACAAUGGCUAUACGGGAAGGAAAUGGCAGUUUUGCCAAUAGCUACAGGAACCCUGCAUUUGAGGAGGAAGUUGAAAGUGACGAUACAAACAAAAAGAAUUAUAUAGCAAUGAGACACAGGAACAUGGAAAAAGGCAACCCCCUCCACCCUAACCAGCUUGAAACAGACAUCAGUAUUGAAGGUGACCAGGAAGUGGACAAACAUGAAUCAGGAGAAAACAAGGACUCUGGGUGCAAAGGGUGUUUUGAAAAGAAAUACGAUGCAGCCUUACACUUUUUCAGGAAACAUAAAACCAGAAUUCGAUAUGUUAUUUAUGGAAUACUAAUAGCAGCUUAUCUGGCCAUGGUAAUUGCGGCCUGUAUCUUGAAUUUUCGCAGAGCUUUGGCCCUCUUUGUACUCACCAUCCUGGGCAUUUUCUUUAUCUGCUGGGACUUUUUGAUGGCCAGAUAUGAGGACAGAAUUGCAGAAUCGCUUUCCCCUUGUGGAAAGUUUCUGGAUACCCAAUGGUUUUGGCUGAAAUGGGCAGUGUGGAUAUCACUAGCAGCUGCCAUCGUAUGCUGGCUUGUCUUUGACACUGCCAGACAAGGAACCAACCAACUCAUUUCCUUUGGCGGCCUUAUAAUGUAUGUCUUCUUGAUGCUGAUCUUUUCCAAGUACCCAACGAAGGUUGUAUGGAGACCAGUAAUUUGGGGGAUAGGAUUACAGUUUAUUCUUGGACUAAUAACUUUGAGGACAAAAGUAGGAUUCGAUGCAUUCAACUGGCUUGGUGGUCAAGUGCAGACUUUCUUGGAAUACACAGAUGCUGGCUCUAAGUUUGUCUUUGGUGAUAAAUACACUGACCACUUCUUUGCCUUCAAGGUGCUGCCUAUUGUCAUUUUCUUCAGCAUGGUGAUGUCUAUGCUUUACCACCUUGGAUUCAUGCAGUGGCUUAUUAAAAAGGUUGGAUGGGUAAUGCAAAUAACCCUCGGGACGAGUCCAGUUGAAUCUCUGGUUGCAGCUGGCAACAUAUUUGUGGGACAGACAGAAUCUCCUCUCUUGGUGAAGCCUUAUUUGCCCUAUAUCACCAGGUCUGAACUCCAUGCUGUCAUGACGGCAGGAUUCGCCACUAUUGCUGGAAGUGUCUUAGGAGCAUAUAUUUCAUUUGGCAUUCCAGCCUCCCACUUAUUGACAGCUUCCGUGAUGUCAGCACCAGCAGCUUUGGCUAUUGCCAAGCUCUUUUGGCCAGAGACCGAACACCCCCAGAUAACUGCACAGCAGGCUACAAAAGUGGAAAAAGGAGACUCCAAAAACCUGUUGGAAGCAGCCAGCCAAGGGGCUUCUGCCUCCAUCCCUCUGGUGGCAAACAUUGCUGCAAAUCUGAUUGCCUUCCUUGCCUUGCUUUCUUUCUGUAAUGCAGUCCUGUCCUGGCUGGGAAAUAUGUUCAACUAUUCACAGUUGAGCUUUGAGGUCAUUUGUGCUUAUGUCUUCAUGCCAUUUUCAUUCAUGAUGGGAGUCGACUGGGAAGACAGUUUUCUUGUUGGCAGACUUCUAGGCUAUAAGACCUUCUUCAAUGAAUUUGUGGCUUAUAAAGAUCUUUCAGAACUGAUCAAACUGAGGAAGGCAGGAGGGGAAAAGUACAUUGGUGGAGAGAACCAAUAUCUGAGUAUUCGAUCCGAAACCAUUGCCACUUAUGCUCUCUGUGGAUUUGCAAACUUUGGCUCUUUGGGACUCGUAAUUGGAGGACUCACAUCCAUGGCUCCUUCCCGGAAGAGAGACAUUGCCAGCGGGGCCUUGAGAGCCAUGAUUGCUGGCACGGUGGCCUGCUUCAUGACAGCUUGCAUUGCAGGAAUAUUAUCUGUCACAGGAGAUCCAUGCACCGCUUUAUUUGAAAACAACAUCAAUAUGACUAGCAAUAGCACAGAAAUAGUUAGCUGCUGCUUAAACCUCUUUAACAGUGCGAACAGUUCCACAGAGACUUUUUUAAAAGCAAACAACACCUUGAGGUCCUUGAAUGGAUGCUGCAAACUUCUGAACCCGUCUACAUUUAACUGCUCCUGGACGACUCCAGAAUUUUAAACUGGGCACUUUAUGUAAAGAGACAAGCAUAGGGAUUUACUUCACUGAUGGACGGGUAGGAAGACAAAAGGACAGUGGAGUUGUCUGGUGGUUGUUGCAGACAAGACAAAUCUUGUUUCCCAGCUUAAGUAGAUUGGCAGCUGUGUAAAUGCUGCAGUUUCAUUGGGGCUACUGGGUAAGUAUCUGCUCCGUAUGUCUGAUGAGCUCCUAAGUCCUGAUAUAAGCACCUGGUCAUGAUGAAGGGCAUGUUUAAACUUUUUAAAUGCUAUUUCAAAUAUUUAUUUAAAACUGUUCCAAAUGCCAUGUUUGCCUACACCUCCCGACUCUCUUUAAUAUCAGGUAGAGACAUUUCAAUCAAAGAUCUUUCUCACACUGAACAUAGAAAACUGCCUUAUAUAUCAAGUCAGGCCGUUGGUCUAUCUGCUCAAUAUUGUCUACACUGACAAUAUUGUCUACACUUACAGGGAUUCUGUGGGAAUGUUCAGGGAUGCAGGAGAGGAUAUAUUGUCUGAUUAUAUCCUUAUCCAACUUGUGUUAACAAGUUCCACAGUUUCAGCAGAGUAACAUUCCCCUUAUUUUAAACUUUGCAAUGGAUGUGUUUGCUCAGGCUCGUUAAAGCCUCUAUAAUAACUGUUCUGGUAUUUUCCCCUUAUUCCCUCAUAAAAUAUAAGAGACGACACAGUCUUUUACAAAAGUAUAAAAAGAGUUUACUCACAUUCUGUUCACAAUCGGAUCCCAGAAGGCAGAUUUAGCUUAAUGAAGUAACAUACACUUGGAAUCUAUCUCAUAAGAAGACAGUCCCUUUGUCCUCUCUUGGCUGGAAGCCAAGAGGGCAUCUUUGGCUUAGUAGAUGUUGUGUCUUCGAUGCAUGUGGUGAAAGAGAGAGAGAGAUGGCUGCCCUGCCCAGUGCUUUUGUCAUUACCUGCACAGGUGAGGCCACGCCCACCUCUAGUCACAUGCAGAGGAAGUCUGUCCUAGCCCAGAAGGAAACAGGAAGUUUACCUGCUGGCUGGACAAACAUUCCUCCCCAUGUGUAAACAUGUUCACUCUAGGAAUGUUGUACUUGACUGCUCUUGUGUUUCGCAUCCUACAGAUUCAGACAGUGUACUUUCCCAGUCCUAUCUGGUGAUGCUGAGGACUGAAACUGGGACCUUCUGUAUACAAAGCAGAUGCUUCCCCCGCAUGACCUUUCUCCUCGGUUACAGCCCCUUCUGUGGUCUUGCUCUAUUAACGCAAAAUUACCUAAGUGUGAUCUUAAGUAUAUAUCUCAAUAGGACUUUCUCCAACUAAAUCUGCUAAUAUUUGCCAUCUGUCUUACACUUAGAUUUUCAUUGAUUAUAAUUGUGGUUAUAGGGAUUAAGAGAUCUGAUCUGGAACUAGCUUUGUAUUUGCCUUGCAUGAAAGCAUCCCUCGUAUUUCUCCAUACCAAACAUGACCUCGUUUGAGGAAGCCAAUAUGCUGCUGUCCAAACGUUGCUGGCCUCCAACCCCCAACUGCAUGUUCUGUCAAGGAUGAUAGGAGCCGUAGUCUAAAAACAUCUGGAGGACAUCACUUUGACUAAACUAGCU